Messenger RNA from Closterium sp. NIES-65, 1455 nucleotides. NCBI's taxonomy places the organism in Eukaryota, Viridiplantae, Streptophyta, Zygnematophyceae, Desmidiales, Closteriaceae. The record is from the annotation of a GenBank genome assembly.
AUGACCGUAUCUUCCCCUCUGCCCGCCCCGCAUAGGCGCGCAGCUGUGCUGCUUCCGCGCCCCUCCAUCCGUGCCUCAGGAAUUCGCUCGCUUGCCUUGGGCUCGCAGCUGCUGCAGCCCGUUGCGGCGGUGUGUGCGACCAGGCGUGGGCUGCUGUCGUCUUUUCUACCAGUGCACCUCGCCUCGCCUGCCUCUCAGCGCGUGCGCGUUGCGCCAGUCCCCGUCGCGGCGUCUCCCGCGAUGACAGCCGCCAUGGCCUCCGCGGAGGCCGCCAAGCGGCCGUUCGUGGGCGACCUGGGAGUGCGCAGCGGGUUCGUGGACGCGGUGGGCAACACUCCCCUCAUCCGCCUGAACCGCGCAUCACAAGAGACCGGCUGCGAGAUCUACGGCAAGGCGGAGUUUCUGAAUCCGGGAGGGUCAGUGAAGGACCGGGCAGCACUGUACAUUAUCAAGGCGGCAGAGGCGAGUGGCGAGUUGAGGGAGGGCGGAGUGAUCGUGGAGGGCACGGCGGGCAACACGGGCAUCGGGCUGGCACUGGUGGCCAACGCACGCGGGUACAAGACAGUCAUUGUCAUUCCAGAGACACAGAGCCAGGAGAAGAAGGACAUGCUGCGCAUUGCAGGAGCCACGCUGGUAGAGGUGCCAGCAGUGCCGUACAAGAACCCCAACAACUACGUCAAGUACUCGGGCAGGCUCGCUCAAGCCAUUGCCAAGACCCAUCCAGGCGGUGCCAUAUGGGGCAACCAGUUUGACAACACAGCCAAUCGCCAGGCCCACUAUGAGACAACGGGGCCGGAGAUCUGGGCGCAGACGGAGGGGCGAGUGGACGCAUUCAUCUGCGCCAUUGGCACGGGCGGCACCCUCGCUGGCACCGGCAAGUACCUGAAGGAGCGCAAGGCGGGUGUGCGGGUGGGCAUGGUGGACCCCAUGGGCGCUGCCAUGUUCAGCUACUACAGCACCGGCACUCUCGAGGCCCACGGCUCUUCCAUAUCAGAGGGCAUAGGGCAGGGGCGCAUCACAGGCAACCUGCAGGGGUGGGGGCUGCCCGAGAGGGAAGGAGGAUGCGUUGACUUCUGCUCGGUGCUCGCUGCUGCCGCACCCCAUGUGUACCCUGCGUGCCACAGCACCUGUCCCUGCUGCUGCCUCCCCCCCCGUGUGCAACAGGUGGAGGAUGCGGAGGCGCUGCCAGUGGUGUAUGACCUGCUGCGCUACGAGGGGCUGUGUGUGGGGCUGUCAUCGGGCAUCAACGUGGCGGGCGCCAUGCGCCUGGCGCGCGCCAUGGGGCCGGGCCACACCAUCGUGACGGUGCUGUGUGACGUGGGCACGCGCUACCAGGGCCGACUCUUCAACCCGCCCUUCCUCACCGCCAAGGGACUGCCCCUCCCCGCCUGGAUGGACAGCGGCUCUGAACCUGCUGUGGCCGUGCCUCAGGUGUUCCAAGAGGUGGAGGCGUGA